Molecule: messenger RNA, 1580 nt
Organism: Pelobates fuscus (common spadefoot toad)
Lineage: Eukaryota; Metazoa; Chordata; Amphibia; Anura; Pelobatidae
Gene: PHYHIP
Product: phytanoyl-CoA 2-hydroxylase interacting protein
Exons: 5
Coding region: 98-1084 (328 amino acids)
Cellular component (GO): cytoplasm
Molecular function (GO): protein binding
Source: RefSeq, a predicted model, not a curated record
UCAAUGGGAGCAAGAAGAGGGGUACAGCAGAAGAUACGGAGGGAUAUUGGGACGAUAACACUCACAGAGAGGUACAUAGAAAGGAACCUACCAGGUUAUGGAAUCCCCUCUUUCUGCUCCUCAUGGGAUCCAAAUCAAUGAUAUAACCUGUGACUCGUUCCGUGUGUCUUGGGAGAUGCCACCUUAUGACAUCCAGAGAGUAACUCACUACUUCAUUGAUCUGAACAAGACAGGCGGUCAGAAGGAAAACAAGUUCAAACAUAGGGACGUACCAACCAAACUGGUUGCGAAGGCGGUGGCUUUACCCAUGACAGUCCGUGGCCACUGGUUCCUGAGUCCACGUACUGAAUACACACUUGCUGUACAGACUGCAGUGAAACGCAGUGAUGGGGAAUAUAGUGUUUCUGGCUGGAGUGAAACAGUGAGCUUCUGUACAGGGGAUUAUGCAAUUGAACAAGUUAAGCAGCUACAGGAGAAGGCAGAAGGAAUCGCUGGGCGCAUGUUACCAUUCCAAGUCUUCUACAGAAACCAGACUGAAGAAUACUUUCAACACAUCAGGGAAAAGUGGGGUGGUGUGAUGUUCCCGUCUCUAAAAGAUCAGAGUGGCAGCCAUGGAUCACCCAUCAGUGGUACACUUAAUGGUGUGUUUUUCAGUUGCAAUACCGAAUUCAACACAGGUCUUCCUCCUCAUGAUUCACCAUAUGGAAGGUGGAGGGUGACUGUGCCAGCUGAAAACCUCUUCAAUGAAGGCACACACCUCUACUUUGCAGAUUUCUAUUGCAUGUACACCGCCUACCAUUAUGUUGUCUUGGUGUUGGCACCUCGAGGGUCUCAAGGAGAUGCCUACUGCAGCGCCCGUCUGCCACUGCUUGACCCUCACAGCAACCCGUUCCUGACUCGUGGGGAGCAAGGAAAAUACUGGCAUGCACAAGAUCUGAUUCUGGAAGUAAUAUACACAGAGCCAGUGCCUCUGAAGUUGGGGCAAUUAGCGGAAAUCAAGGGGCAUCAACUAAUGAGCCUCUCCACUACUAAUGCCAAGAAGGACCCCAGUUGUAAAGUGUGCAAUAUCAGUGGAGGGCAUUAGGGACACUGAAGAUUUAUGUUACUUGUGAAAUGUAUUUAAAGAAUAAUUUAGAAAAACCUCUUGUUGGUUACGGGAGCUUGGAAGAGUUAAAUCCUAGUGCAGGAUUGUCCAACCUUGUAUUCCAUUGCCUUGUAUUCCUGACAGAGUGUACACUUGUAUGUUGUUAGUAUGUGACUACUACUUUAUUUGGCUGUUUACAUCGAUAAUAACUGUGGUGACCUUUCAAACCUGUAGGACUAUUUCCAUGGCUGUGUUGUAAAGGCAAGCCAUUACUAUUGUAGGGAAUAGACAGAGGACAAAAUAGUACAGCAGGCUAUUAAGUGUGAGAUUGAAAGGCAACAUUUUCUCAUAAAGCACCUGAAAUUGGAUAUAGUAUGUGUAUAUGUGUUCAUAUAAAAUGUGGUCAUGUAAAAAGUAAUAUUAUCUAAACGUCUAUCCCAAAGGCACAGAACAAAUAAAUGUUUUACGAAUAACCCUGCUUGAGGGCAAGGGAUCA